Molecule: messenger RNA, 588 nt
Organism: Lachancea mirantina
Lineage: Eukaryota; Fungi; Ascomycota; Saccharomycetes; Saccharomycetales; Saccharomycetaceae
Source: the annotation of a GenBank genome assembly
AUGACUUCCACGCUGCCCUUGCACAUGUACAUCCGUCCCUUGAUCUCCGAAGACGCGCAAAGCGUCUCAGAGCUCGAGACCAAGGGUUUCCCACCGGAAGAGCGUGCUUCGCCCGAAAACAUCCAAUUUCGACUUGCAGUGUGUCCGGAACUGUGUUCCGGACUAUUCAUCCGCGACGUCGAGGGAGGCGAGGUCAAGGGCGAGAAACUGAUAGGCCACAUGCUUGGAACCAAGAUCCCCGAGUCGACAGACGCCAGCAAGCCCGCGUUCAUCACGCGCGCAGCCAUGGGCAAAGUGCACGACGAAUCCUCGACAACGGUCGGGAUUCACUCGGUCGUGAUCGCCCCAGAGUACCAGAAGAAAAACCUCGCCACCUUGCUGCUGACAGACUACAUCCAGAAGCUCAGUAACCAGGAAGUGGGCCAGCGAAUCGUGAUCAUUGCGCAUGAGCCCUUGGUCCCCUUCUACGAACGCAUUGGAUUCCAAGUCGUGGGCGAGAACGAGGACGUGUCCCAGGACCCUGCCUUCGGUAAGUCCAAAUGGUGCGACAUGGUGCGUGAAUUGGUCAAGGAAGAAUACGACAAUUGA